CAGGAUCCUCCUGCUAUGCAUCUCAGCAAUGGCCCAGGACAAGAGCCUGUCACUGUUUUGAUCUUUAACCUCUCCAGGAUCGCAAAAACCUCCUCCUCCUUUGAGGUUCAAACGUGGGAUCAAGAGGUAGUCAUUUUUUAUGGGGAUACCAACCCUAAGGAUGACUGGUUCAUGCUGGGCCUUCGGGAUGGCAGGCCUGAGAUCCAAAUGCACAAUCACUGGGCCCAGCUUACAGUGGGUGCUGGACCUUGGCUGGAUGAUGGGAGAUGGCACCAGGUGAAAAUAAGGAACCAUGGGGACUCAGUGCUCCUGGAGGUGGAUGGGGAGGAGGUGCUGCACCUGAGACAGGUCUCUGGGUCCCUGAACAUCAAACCCCAGACCAUCAUGAGGAUUGCGGUGGGAGGAUUGCUCUUCCCCCCCUCCAGCCUUCGGUUGCCACUGGUCUCUGCCCUGGAUGGCUGCCUGCGGUGGGGUAGCUGGUUGGACCCACAGGCCCAGAUCUCAGCCUCUACCCUUACUAGCCUCAGAAGCUGUGAUCUAGAGUUGCAACCUGGGUUAUUCUUCCCUUCAGGGACUCACGCAGAAUUCAGUCUCCAAGACAUUCCCCAGCCUUAUACAGAGCCCUGGGCCUUCUCUCUGGACCUGGGACUAAAGCUGGCAGCAGGCUCAGGCCACCUCUUUGCCCUGGGGACACCAGAGAACCCUUCUUGGCUCAGCCUCCACCUCCAAGAUCAAGAGAGGACCCUUCUGCUUCCUUUUGCUUGGAUGGGCUUUGGGUGCAAGGCCAGAAGCUGGACAUGGACCAGGCCCUGAGCAGGAGCCAGGACAUAUGGACUCACAGCUGUCCCCAGAGCCCAGGCAAAGGCUCUGAUACCUCCCAAUAAAUCCCCACAGGAGAACCCCCGUUGGAUGU
Molecule: messenger RNA, 913 nt
Organism: Galeopterus variegatus (Sunda flying lemur)
Lineage: Eukaryota; Metazoa; Chordata; Mammalia; Dermoptera; Cynocephalidae
Gene: SHBG
Product: sex hormone-binding globulin
Exons: 6
Coding region: 16-813 (265 amino acids)
Molecular function (GO): steroid binding
Source: RefSeq, a predicted model, not a curated record